Molecule: messenger RNA, 2189 nt
Organism: Gekko japonicus
Lineage: Eukaryota; Metazoa; Chordata; Lepidosauria; Squamata; Gekkonidae
Product: E3 ubiquitin-protein ligase TRIM9
Exons: 10
Coding region: 1-2181 (726 amino acids)
Molecular function (GO): zinc ion binding; protein binding
Source: RefSeq, a predicted model, not a curated record
AUGGACGAGAUGGAGGAGGAGCUGAAGUGCCCGGUGUGCGGCUCCUUCUUCCGCGAGCCGCUCAUCCUGCCCUGCUCGCACAACCUGUGCCAGGCCUGCGCCCGCAACAUCCUGGUGCAGACCCCCGAGGCCGAGUCCCCGCAGAGCCGGCGCGCCUCCGGCACGGCCGACUACGACUACCUGGACCUGGACAAGAUGAGCCUCUACAGCGAGGCCGACAGCGGCUACGGCUCCUACGGCGGCUUCGCCAGCGCGCCCACCACCCCCUGCCAGAAGUCGCCCAACGGCGUGCGCGUCUUCCCGCCGGCCGUCCCGCUCCCGCCGCCCCACCUGCCGCCCCCCCUGCCGCCCCCCCUGCCGCCCCACCUGCCGCCCCCCGCCUCGGCCGCCUCCUCCUCCUCGCUGGCGCCGGUGCCGCCCAACUCCUGCCUCACCUGCCCGCUCUGCCACCGCAGCCUCAUCCUCGACGAGCGGGGCCUCCGCGGCUUCCCCAAGAACCGCGUCCUCGAGGGGGUCAUCGACCGCUACCAGCAGAGCAAGGCGGCCGCCCUCCGCUGCCAGCUGUGCGAGAAGGCGCCCAAGGAGGCCACCGUCAUGUGCGAGCAGUGCGACGUCUUCUACUGCGACCCCUGCCGCCUCCGCUGCCACCCGCCCCGCGGCCCGCUGGCCAAGCACCGCCUCCUGCCCCCCGCCCAGGGACGGGUCAGCCGCCGCCUCAGCCCCCGCAAGAUCUCCACCUGCACCGACCACGAGCUCGAGAACCACAGCAUGUACUGCGUCCAGUGCAAGAGCCCCGUCUGCUACCAGUGCCUGGAGGAGGGCAAGCACGCCAGCCACGAGGUCAAGGCCCUGGGCGCCAUGUGGAAGCUCCACAAGAGCCAGCUCUCCCAGGCCCUGAAUGGAUUGUCGGACAGAGCGAAGGAAGCCAAAGAGUUCCUGGUUCAGCUCCGGAACAUGGUGCAGCAAAUCCAGGAGAACAGUGUGGAGUUCGAAGCCUGUCUGGUGGCCCAGUGCGAUGCCCUGAUCGACGCCCUCAACCGGAGGAAAGCCCAGCUGCUCUCGCGGGUCAACAAGGAACACGAGCACAAGCUGAAGGUGGUGCGGGAUCAGAUCUCUCACUGCACGGUGAAGCUACGCCAGACAACGGGCCUGAUGGAGUAUUGUCUGGAAGUCAUCAAGGAGAACGACCCCAGCGGAUUCCUGCAGAUCUCCGACGCGCUUAUCCGGAGGGUCCACCUGACCGAGGAUCAGUGGGGGAAGGGGACGCUCUCCCCGAGGAUGACGACGGACUUUGACCUGAACUUGGACAGCGCACCGCUGCUGCAGUCCAUCCACCAGCUCGACUUCGUACAGAUGAAAGGUACAGUGCCGGCCGCCCCGAUCCUGCAACUGGAAGAAUGCUGCACCCAUAACAACAGCGCCACCUUGUCCUGGAAGCAGCCGCCUCUCUCCACCGUGCAGGUGGACGGGUACAUCCUGGAACUGGAUGACGGGAACGGGGGGCAGUUCAGGGAGGUAUACGUUGGGAAGGAGACCAUGUGCACCGUGGACGGGCUUCACUUCAACAGCACCUACAGCGCUCGGGUCAAGGCUUUCAACAAAACCGGGGUCAGCCCCUACAGCAAGACGCUGGUCCUGCAGACCUCUGAGGUCGCCUGGUUCUCCUUCGAUCCCAGCACCGCCCACUCCGACAUCAUCUUCUCCAAUGACAACCUGACCGUCACUUGCAACAGCUACGACGACCGGGUCGUGCUGGGCAAGACCGGCUUCUCCAAAGGGCUCCACUACUGGGAGCUGUCGAUCGACCGCUACGAUAACCACCCGGACCCGGCCUUUGGGGUGGCUCGCGUAGACGUGCUCAAGGAUGUCAUGCUAGGGAAGGAUGACAAGGCCUGGGCCAUGUACGUGGACAAUAACCGGAGCUGGUUCAUGCACAACAACUCGCACACAAACAGGACGGAAGGAGGCAUAACCAAAGGGGCCACGGUGGGCGUCUUGCUCGACCUGACCAGGAGGACCUUGACUUUCUCCAUCAAUGAAGACCAGCAGGGGCCUGUGGCCUUUGAGAACCUGGAGGGCGUCUUCUUUCCCGCCGUCAGCCUGAACAGAAACGUGCAGGUGACUCUCCAUACCGGUUUGCCCGUCCCGGACUUCUACCAUUCACGGGGCACCAUGCAGUAAGGACGGAG